Messenger RNA from Vicia villosa (hairy vetch), 944 nucleotides. RefSeq lists its product as uncharacterized. Gene Ontology annotation, biological process: cytoskeleton organization; cell surface receptor signaling pathway. Gene Ontology annotation, cellular component: cytoplasm. Gene Ontology annotation, molecular function: protein binding. The transcript is spliced from 7 exons. The coding region runs from base 110 to 760 and encodes 216 amino acids. The record is from RefSeq and is a predicted model, not a curated record. NCBI's taxonomy places the organism in Eukaryota, Viridiplantae, Streptophyta, Magnoliopsida, Fabales, Fabaceae.
AAUGUUGAAGUUAAUGUAGUAUUUGAGUGCCGUCUAUUGUAUGCUCUCUUCUCCUUCUUAGUCGUGUCGUGACACACUGUGACAUAUUCCAAGACGAUUCAAUUUAACCAUGGAAGUUGAUCCUCACAACUACGAUGACAUUUCUAUAAAUGAAAAAGAUGUCCCCAACAUUGUUCUCUCAUACCUUAUACAUAACUGCUAUGAAGAAUCCGCAGAGUCGUUCAUUGCCGGAGCUGGGACGACGCGGCCGACAGAUUAUUUGGAUAACAUGGAGAAAAGAAAAGAAAUCAUUCACUAUGCAAUGGAGGGAAAUGCACUUAAGGCUAUUGAGCUAACUGAGCAGCUGACACCAGAAAUUCUGGAGAAGAAUAAGGACUUGCUAUUUGACCUUUUAAGUCUUCAUUUUGUAGAGCUUGUCCGUUCUAAGAAAUGCACAGAAGCUUUGGAGUUUGCUCAGACCAAGUUGAGCCCUUUUGGAAAGGAGACAAAAUAUAUGGAAAAACUUGAAGAUUUUAUGGCCCUUCUUGCUUAUAAGGAGCCAGAAAAUUCUCCAAUGUUUCAUUUACUUAGCUUGGAUUAUCGUCAAGAGUUUGCAGAUAAUUUGAAUCGAACUAUCCUUGCAUACUUUAACCUUCCCAGCUACACAGCAAUGGAGAGGCUUGCACAGCAGGCGACAGUAGUUAGACAAUGCUUAAACGAGGUAUCUGGAAAGGACGGGCCUCGACCAUUUUCUUUGAAAGAAUUUCUUAAAAGGCGAUGAGAAAGCAAUUACAUAUCUGCUAGAAAUUGUGGAGUGAAGCACAAUUACCUUAUGCACAUUUAUCUGAUACCUCUGUUGUCAAUUGUUGGAUUGGUGUAUGAUUUGAUCAUAGGUGUAAUGUUGUCUGAAUGCUAUACUUGUAUAAAUUUUUUCAUAUCAGGCUAUCUAGAUUUUUCUAGUCUUA